AGGUGCUCGGGUGCUGUUUUAAGAUUUUGAGCGAAACUGUUGCAAAAGAAAAAAAAAAUGUGCACGUUAGAAAAACCACGAGACAGUCUUCUGAGCCACCUGACCACUCGACAGGAAACAGCAGGCGCGCUUAUCUGUCGGCUUCAGCAACGAGCGACAGACGCUAACGAAACAGCAACUGAACUUCAAACGACAACGUUUACCUCCGUGGAAAGAAACCUGUUCGUUUCUCCCGUGGAUCCAGGUGAUUCUGGCUCGACUUCUGUUCUCAAAGGCCGGGGACAGGGGGAGCGUAAUUAAAAUGUAAGCGUCGAGACAAGACAAGACAGAUCGACACACCGCCGGGUUUGAUAAAAACAGGAAAAGGAAGGAAGAAGGAAGAAGGAAAAGAACUCAAUUUGAAAACAAAGCUAGGAGCGAUCCCUGUGCCAAUGAAAAGGAAACAGAAGCGCUGCCGCUGGGUUUGCGAAUGGCGUAACCAUCGUUUAGAGGGUCUGAAUGGAAUUCGCGUGUGUUCUUGCUGUCGGAGGGACGCCUGCCUUUUUGAAAAGUUUUUUCAAACUCUUGAAUGCAAGCAGAAGCGGCCGUAUCUUAAGCCUUUGGAAAUUUAAACCAGCAUAUUUUUAUUUUAGAUUUGUUAUGUAUUUUUAGAUAGCUAGAUAUAGAUAUUAAUUUACAUACCUAUAUGUAUGCGUCUCUGCUGAAAAAAAAAAAACGUUUUUUCCAGGACAAUUUAAUAAAAAUAAAAUCCUGCUGUGAAUUUUUUUUUUUUUUUUUUUUUUUUGAAAAAUUAGAUUUUUUGUUUUAAAUUAAAACCAACCUUCAAUCCGAUGAAGAUUCAUAGUGCGGACUCCCGCAGCUGUGUAAGAUCUAUCCCUGGAUGCUGGGUGCAGUCUCUGGAAUACAACACAAGUUCAAUCACUGAACACAAAGCGUCUUUAUUAUUGAAGCAUUGAGCAGACGCUUUUAUUCAAAGCGACUUACAGAGACUAGGAGGGUGAACUCUGCAUCAUCAACAACUGCUGCUGCUGCAGAGUCACUUCCAAUAGGAGCUCGUUUGUUUUACGUCUCAUCCGAAGGACGGAGCCCAAGGAGGUGAAGUGACUUGCUCAGGGUCACACACACACACACAGUGAGAUUUGAACCUGCUGGUAUCAAGACCCUUUCUUUAACCAUCGAACCAUCCUUUAUAUCUUAUGAGGCGCUUGUUUCUGCACAUGCGAGGUCCCACAAGCAAAGCAAAACCCAAAGAGGAUGGACUCGCGUGAGAAGACUUAUUCCCUCCCGCUGCUGAACGACUCUGCCCAGACCUUCCCCGUCCCAGCGGCUACGCCUCUCCCUCCCACGGACCAGGAGGAGGUCCCCUCGUCUCCGAAAACCUCAAACCCUGGCUCUCUGGGCGCCGGGAAUCCCCAGCCGUUUUCCAUCAGGCCUCUGGGAUUUCAGAAAUCUUGCCCCGAAAUCCGGAGGAACAGUCUGCAGCUGCGUCGGGAUUUCUUCGAGUCGCUGGGCGCCGACGGAGAAUCCCGAUCCGGAACGGAAAUAAAGUCUGGCUUCUUCGGAAAGGGACCGGCACCCCCCGUGCCUCGGAAACCGUCUGCUGAGAAAAUCGCCGCUGUAAAGAAGCGGCGCGGUAGUUUAAGUUUCGGGCCGGGUCAAGGACUUGUGGAUUCUACCAAGACCGGACACCCAGAAGGUCCAAAAGACAGCAUCGCACGUGUAGCCAAGGGCUGGAGCUCUGAGCUUAAUCACAUUAUGGACCUAAGCAGACCACAGCCUAGCGCCUUGACCACUGAAGAAGGUUUACCAAGAAAGACUGGAUCACAGCCUUCUGCACCUGCGACAGCCGGACCUGUCAAACCAACAGCCGAGCAAAGGGUUGGGUUUGGAAUUACUGGUGCAAGCAAGAUCCGACUGGGGGAUGACGAAGCUUCGACUAGAGCAAAUGAAAGGGGCUCUGGAUCUCGUGUCCCAGACCUGGAGGGUCAAAGCCCCGGGCUGGGGGUCGGUGCUAACGGAGGGUACCCGGGUUUGAAUCAGCGGAGCGGCGGAAAGGGUUUGGUCAACACGAGGACGGUCGUUUUUAAGAGCGAUGCUUCGACGACCCUCAGGUUUGGGGGGCGGCCGGGCGGGGCAGUGAAGGAGCGGGACUGGUUUCGGAGCAGCGCGAAAGUGCAACUGAGGAAACCGGAAGUGGCGAGUGCUCUGUGCCGGGCUGAAUCCAGUCCGGGACUCCCCAGAGAGAUCGGGGGCAAGCCCGUGAAAGCCAUCGCGGUCGUCAACCAGAGCCCGAAGCUCAGUUUCUGCCGAGCUGUGGAGCGACACGGGCCGCUGAAGACGACGUCGGCAAAGCCAGAGCCGGUAGAGAAGACAGCCGGGCAGUCCACGGAGCACUUGAAGCUCCAGAGCUCUGAAACCCCACGGAGGAGCGAUUCCAGAACCGGGAGGAAUUUGGGCAACAUCCAGGGAGAUCCGGCGUCGAUUCCAGGACCGGAUGAGAGGGAUCACGAGAGGAAAGCGCCUGGAGGAACGGAGAGGAGGAGACGGGAAGGUUCUGGAAGCGAUGACCAGAAGACUGCUGUGAUAGUCAGGAGUUUGUCGGUCAAAAAUCGGAUCAAGUGUUUUGAGAUGCUGGAAAACCGGACUGGAAAAGAAGGACCAGCUCAGCCAGACCAGGGCAAGCCAGGCCCGGCUGGGGUCUCAUCUCUGAAGAAGAGUUUCUCUGACAGGGCGGUCUGGCAUCCGGGGAUGGAGACCCCCAAUACGGAUUUGGGGAAGGGAGGGAGGAAGCCGUGGGAGACGUCGGUGAUCCGGACAGCUUCUCUCGACGGCCAUGUGAAGAGGAAGAUCCCGCCUUUCACCGCCAACGGAGAGUCCCGGAAGGAGAGGAACGCCGGGAAAGGAAACGACGGAGUCGCCAACCAGGGACGUUCCCAGCCUUCGGAUCCCAGAUCGACAGCGGGGUCCCGGGGAGACGAUCUUCUCGGGGCGCGCUCCGCAAGGGAGGAAGAAGACGACGAAUUCUCGGAUGCGAGCACCGUGGAGCAGGAGGAGAGCAGUUCCGGAUCGGAAUCCGACCGGGAAGUGGUUCUAGAUUCCGCGGAACCCAACAAGAACCGGGACACGCGACGCAAUGCCAACGACAACCCAAGCGUCUCCUCGGAUUCCGGAGCAGUCGACAAGGCGGCUUUGAGUCUAGAGUCCUCCUCAGUCCAGCCGGGUCGGGCUGGGGUUACCCCAGGCUCUGUGUUGAGGUCACAGAAGCUGGGUACCCCCUCUUUUCUUCUGACCUCGUCUCCGGUGGUGCUUGAUCCCGCUGGCUUGGGAAGCUGGCCCGGUUCCCUGUCGCAGUGGACCCCGGACCAGUCCGAUGGUUCUGGUUCUGACUCGGAGGACUCUGUGUUGACCCCCCCCAGCGAGCUGAGCCAGGCCAGGAGCUUCUCUGUCAGCCUGGCUGAGUUGCGUGAAUUUGGGUUGGACAGUCCCAGAGACCGCACUGCGUCCCUCAGCUCCAACAUGUCCGUCCUGUCCGUCGUAUCCCUCAUCCCCGGGGAGGAGCUGGACAGACUGCUGGAGGACGUCAGGGAGCUGGGGGACGAGAGCCUGCAGCGCGAGACAGAUGUCCAGGUGGUGGUCCUUCACAAGGAGGAAGGGGCGGGACUCGGGUUCAGCAUCGCCGGGGGCGUCGACCAGAACAAGCCGGUCACGGUCCACAAGGUCUUCCCCCACGGAAUAGCGGCCCAGGAAGGAACGAUCCAGCAAGGAGACACCGUGCUGUCAAUCAACGGCAGCUGCCUGCGGGGCUCCUUCCACUGCGAGGCGCUGCGGAUCCUGCGCAAGGCCCGCCUACCCGCCCAGGCCAUCGUGGUGCUGCAGAAAGGGGGCGCCGGCGAGCACCCGGCACACGGGGGCCCCUCCCCCAGCCUCGCUCUGCCCAGCACCGCUACUGCCAAGCAGGGCCGCGGCACAGCUGAGCUCAACGGGACAGUCACCGUGGAGCUGAACAAGGACUCCUCUGGACUGGGAUUCAGUCUGGAGGGGGGCAAGGGUUCGAGUCAGGGCGACCGGCCAAUCACUGUCAAGAAGGUCUUCUUGGGAGGUCCGGGGGAGGCGGUCCAGCCCGGUGAUGAGAUUCUGGAGGUCCAAGGACGCAGCAUGCUGGGAAUGAUGCGACUGGAGGCCUGGAAGUGGAUCAGAACCCUGCCGGCCGGGCCCGUCACGCUGGUGAUCAGAAAGAAUCCCAGAACCUGAACCGAGCCAGCGCUGGAAACACAAAGAAAAAAUCAGAGACUCCCAGAGCAGCUGGAGAGCCAGUCCAGGAUUUACACACGUUCUGUGAGCUUAUUAUACAUAUUAGCGGGAGCAGUAACUCCCAUUGCAAAGCAGUUUGAACCAGUCCAGGUUUUACAUGCAUUCGUUCUGUCUGAAUAAUAAUAAUAAUAAUAAUAAUAAUAAUAAUAAUAAUAAUAAUAAUAAUAAUAAUAAUAAUAAUGACAGCAGUUUGAGCCAGGCCAGUAUUGAUAUUCAUUUAUUUUAUGAGCUUAAUAUUAAUAAUAAGGCUCCCAUUGCAUGAAUGCUAAAACCUGGACUGGCUCAAAAUGCUCUUCAACGGGAGUCUCAUUAUUAUGACGCUCAGAGAAUGAAAACGCACUGACUUAGUUCCACCCCUACAGUCUGAAUAAUACAGAUCGCGCUAAGUCUCUUUGGGAGUUGUUAAUCUUGUCAAAGCUGCCUUAAAAAUGUGAAAUAAAUAAAUAAAUAAAUGAA
Messenger RNA from Acipenser ruthenus (sterlet), 4767 nucleotides. RefSeq names its product pro-interleukin-16-like. The record is from RefSeq and is a predicted model, not a curated record. Bases 1255 to 4251 code for a protein of 998 amino acids. Gene Ontology annotation, molecular function: CD4 receptor binding; cytokine activity. Gene Ontology annotation, biological process: induction of positive chemotaxis; leukocyte chemotaxis. The transcript has 8 exons. NCBI's taxonomy places the organism in Eukaryota, Metazoa, Chordata, Actinopteri, Acipenseriformes, Acipenseridae.